CAAGGACAGCUGGCAACACUGUUUUUCUCGUCUCGUUGUGAGCUCCUUAUUAUCUCGUCUGCAACUUCCUGUCUGGUGUCUGAUCAUUUGCUGAUCACCAUUGAUUUGGAUAUGAAUAGCAGACGAUGAAGAAAUCGAAUUUUUGAGUAACAUUCUUCGUUGUUCCUUCUUCAUUUAAUUUUCUUUAAAAUACUUCAACAUGGAUGCUGGGAAUACCAGCACUUAUCGAGGUAGUCGAAUGAAUACCAUGGAAGGUGUUGGAGCUCGGGUGAUGCGAGGUACAGAUUGGAAAUGGGGUAAACAAGACGGUGGAGAAGGGCAUUUAGGAACUGUAAGAAAUUUUGAAUCUCCUGAAGAAGUUGUAGUUGUGUGGGACAAUGGUACAGCUGCCAAUUACAGAUGUUCUGGUGCCUACGAUCUAAGAAUUGUUGAAAGUGCACCAACAGGCAUUAGACAUGAAGGCACAAUGUGUGAUACGUGUAGGCAACAACCAAUUUUUGGAAUCCGUUGGAAAUGUGCUGAAUGUACAAAUUAUGAUUUAUGUUCCAGUUGUUAUCAUGGGGACAAGCAUCAUUUAAGGCAUAGAUUUUUUAGAAUUACUACUCCUGGAAGUGACAGAGUAUUAACAGAUCCGAGACGCAAGAGUAAGAAAAUUGCGAUUAGAGGCAUUUUCCCUGGAGCUAGAGUUGUUAGAGGAGUUGAUUGGCAGUGGGAAGAUCAAGAUGGUGGUAAUGGUAGACGAGGGAAAGUGACUGAAAUUCAAGAUUGGAGUGCUGCUAGUCCUCGUAGUGCAGCUUAUGUUAUGUGGGAUAAUGGUGCCAAAAACUUGUAUCGUGUUGGAUUUGAAGGAAUGGCUGAUCUGAAAGUGGUUAAUGAUGCUAAGGGUGGAACAGUGUAUAAGGAUCACUUACCUUUGCUUGGUCAAGGUCCUGGUCGAGCAGGUAUUCAUGGUUUCCAAAUAGGCGAUAAUGUCAAUGUCGAUUUAGAAUUAGAAAUUGUACAGUCUUUACAGCAUAGGCAUGGUGGUUGGACUGAUGGCAUGUUUGAGUGUUUGGGAACUACAGGAACUGUUUCUGGCAUUGAUGAAGAUUCUGAUAUUGUUGUUUCAUAUCCGAGUGGAAACAGGUGGACAUUCAACCCAGCUGUCCUCACUAAAGUAAAUACAGCAUCUGCUGCUUCAUCUUCAGGUGCAGCUGAUGGAAGUUCUUCUCAGUUUGCAGUUGGAGAUUUAGUUCAAAUAUGCAGAGAUUUGGAAAGAGUUAAAAUACUACAAAGAGGACACGGAGAGUGGGCAGAAGCUAUGUUACCGACAUUGGGAAAAAUUGGAAGAGUACAGCAAAUCUAUCAUGAUAAUGAUUUAAAAGUUGAAGUAUGUAGUACUUCAUGGACUUAUAAUCCGGCUGCUGUAACUAAAGUUGCUUCUGAUGGUGCAAUACCUGGAACUUCUAGUGGAGAACGAUUAAGUGCUCUUUUAAAGAAAUUGUUUGAAACGCAUGUUUCUGGAGAUGUAAAUGAAGAACUUGUAAAAGCUGCAGCUAAUGGAGACGCCCAAAAGUGUGAAGAAAUUUUAAAACGCUCAGAAGCUGACGUAAAUGGAGUAUUUGCUAGUCAUACUGCUUUACAAGCAGCUAGUCAGAAUGGACAUAUAGAAGUUAUUAAGAUUUUAUUACGUCACAACGCUGAUGUAGAAAUUGAGGAUAAAGAUGGAGAUCGUGCCGUCCAUCAUGCAGCUUUUGGUGAUGAGCCAGGAGUAAUGGAGUUGUUAGCUAGAGCAGGAGCUGAUCUCAAUGCUCGAAACAAAAGAAGGCAAACUCCUCUUCAUAUUGCUGUGAAUAAAGGGCAUGUUGGGGUUGUUAGAAGUAUUCUUGAACUAGGUUGCCGUCCAAGCCUGCAGGUGAAUAUUCUUCACACUACUCUAAUUAAGAUGCCAAAAAACUUUUUCUUUUUCUUCUGCAGUGCCAUGAGAAUUUUAAUUUCCAAGCUCCCUCGUGCAUGGGUUGUUGAUGAAAAGAAAGAUGACGGUUAUACAGCAUUGCAUUUAGCUGCUUUAAAUAAUCAUGUUGAAGUAGCAGAAUUAUUAGUGCAACAGGGUCGAGCUAAUAUGAAUUUGCAAAAUGUAAAUUUGCAAACACCUUUGCAUUUAGCUGUUGAACGCCAACACACUCAAAUAGUUAGGCUUCUAGUUCGAGAGAAAUGCAAUUUGAAUAUUCCGGAUAAAGACGGUGAUACUCCAUUGCAUGAAGCAUUGCGUCACCAUACCCUUUCUCAGCUCCGUCAGCUUCAAGACAUGCAAGAAGGAGGCAAGGUUGGAGUUAGUAAUGAAAGUACCAUUAGUGGAACUUCAGAACUUUUAAUGGGUCUGGCAAACAGUUCUGACAAAAAAAGCAAUGCUUCUAUUGCUUGUUUCCUUGUUUCAAAUGGUGCUGAUCUAAAUAUCAAAAACAAAAAAGGACAAACUCCUUUAGAUUUAUGUCCUGAUCCAAACCUGUGUAAAGCUUUGACAAAAUGCCAUAAGGAGCAAUCCAAUGUUGAAUGCAUCACACAGUCCACAACUUCUGCCACUCAAGAUAAUGAAACUCUUGAAGAAUGCAUGGUUUGUUCUGAUAUGAAACGAGAUACCUUGUUUGGUCCAUGUGGUCAUAUUUCAACAUGCUCCGUAUGCUCGCCUAGAGUGAAAAAGUGCCUUAUGUGUAAAGAACAAGUUCAAUCACGAACAAAAAUUGAAGAGUGUGUUGUUUGUUCAGAUAAAAAAGCUUCAGUUCUCUUCAAACCCUGUGGUCAUAUGUGUGCUUGUGAUGGCUGUGCUGCCUUAAUGAAAAAGUGUGUUCAGUGUCGGGCACAAAUUGAUAAAGUUAUCCCUUUUAUUGUGUGCUGUGGUGGAACUGUGUUGAAUUGGCCAGGUUUAUCCAUCUUCCAAGCUUCAUCUACUCCUUCCCCUUCACCAGGAAUGAUGAUGAACAAUGGAUGCAGAGAUAAUUCACACGAUCAGAAUGAUAUUCAAAAACUACAACAGCAAUUACAAGAUAUCAAAGAACAGACUAUGUGCCCAGUAUGUUUAGAUCGUUUAAAGAACAUGAUUUUCUUAUGUGGUCAUGGAACUUGCCAAAUGUGCGGAGACAGAAUGUCAGAGUGCCCCAUCUGCCGUAAAGCUGUUGAAAAACGAAUUUUACUAUAUUAAAACAUUCAUUUGAAUCAUAAUGUAAAAAAUUAAGACACUAUUAAAAAAUUAAAAACAUUUUAUAGGUUCUCUUCUAGAAUCCAAUUUACAAGAGCUGUCAUAGAAACUAUUUAUUCGAUACUUAUUUUGAUAAUUGGGUUUAUUUUUUUUAAUACUUUAAGAGAUUUUCUUUUAAAUAACAUGCAUAAGAAAUUGCACAAAUCUCCUGUAACUUUUUUAUGUGUUGUAUACUACUGUACAGUGAAAUGAAUUAACCAAGCUUGUAUUUCUAUUUGUUAAUUUAGAUAAUGUAGUUUUUAUUUGGUACUUUCUCAUGAAAAUGGCAUUAAUAUAUCCAUCAUCUACUAUGUACAUGAUUUAGAAAAAGUACAGUUGCUUGUGGUCCUUUUCUCUGCAGUUAUAAUUAUAUCAAUCAGAUACUCGCAGCAUGUGAUGGAGAUAAUUAAUGUUAUUGUUGUGGAAGUGAAGUGCCUUUUAUUUAUCUGUUAUAAAGCACUUUUUUUUAUUGUUCAAGCAUUGCUUGUUUUAUUUUUCUCUUUUAUUGUGAUAUUUAUUAUAUUCAUAUAUAUUUGUUCAUUUCAUUGCAUUUCAUGUGAAUACAAAAAUUCGUAGAAAAUCUAUGCUAUGUACGCAAAUAUAUUAUAUUUUGUUUAUAAUAACUAGACUUAACGAUAUAUUUGUUUCUUAUUUGUAUUUUAACUAUGUUUCAAUCGUGUAUAGUAAAGCAACAUUUAUAUACAUCAUUCGAAAGAUCCACUGUAAAGUUGUAAAUGUAAAUAAAUCGAAAGAAAAAACUUUUAUAAUGAGUUAGUAAUGAUUUAAAAUAUUUGUACCUGCAUUAAAAUAAAUGGAUGUAAAUCAACACUGAGCAUUCUAAAAUAAAUUUUGUAUGGUGCAUCGAUUAUAAAAGUAAAUCAUGUUCAGUUAUCAUUUUAGAUGUGUUUCUCAUUUAAGAACUAUAUAUAUGUUUCUCUUUUAAGGACUAUACUGAACUAACUUUUUGGAAUUUUAAAAGUUAUGUUGGAUAUUUUAAAUAGCUGUUAUAGGAUUGUAAAAAAUUUCCUGUUAAUGUUCUGUAAAAACGUGAUUUUUCUCAUAACUCUGUUAAAGUGUCCUUUGAACACCUCCAUUUAUAAAUUUAUGUACAAAUCUGAUAAUAGAACUAACAGAGUAAACCUGAAGUGCCACGAUAAUAAAUCCAAAUUUGUUUGUGACUUUGCAGUCAAACAGAGUUUAUGAUUGUAUAAAUUCAACUUAAUCUAACAUGCAUACAUCAAUAUACAAAUAUAAGUUUCUUAUACAUAAAAAAUUUUUUAAGUUGAAUUUUAUAAAAUGAUAUUUGAAAAGUAGAAUAAAUUCCUGUAAAGUUGAGCAUCUCAUCAAAUAACAUAAAAAAAUUUUUACUUUUGGUUCUUUGUGGCAUUUUCUUGAUUCAUCCUUUUAGUUUUAUUAGAAACAAGUCUAGAGAUGUUUUUAAAAAAAAAGUCUCAGCAAUUUUAAGCCUUUUGUUUAUUUGCUUUUUAAAAAUAAAAAGAAAGUUAAGAGGAAUAAUCUGCAGAUACUGUGAUAGUCUGCAGCACCCGCUGCCACUCAUGCGGAUUUUUAUGCUACCAGGUGUAUGAAUAUUUACAGAAUAGUACUUGAAUAUUCUAUAAUUAAUUUUGUAAAUGAUGCUUUACUCUACUCUAAUUUUUGUCAUCCAAUAAUUCAAAUAACAUUUUCAAAGGUAAUAAAAUUGUAAAUUCAUAUAUAGCAUUUCUUUAAGUUACUUAUUUUUUUGUUUGUAAAUAUUGAAAAGAGGAAAAAAAUUAAUCCUUACGCUCUAUUUUUUCUUGUGUAAAAAAACAAAAGUUACAAAAGCAAACUAAGCUUUAGAAAAAAGUUUUGGUUUAGAACAUAACUCGAAUAAAAUUGCAUGAAAGGUUUAUUUUAUAUUGCGGAAAUAUUCUUAACUAGGAGUUUUAUGGGAAUAAAAUAAUACUUAAAACUUAUGGAAGUUGAAACAAUAAAAAAUGUUUUCAAUAGAAACCCCUACUAUAAAUUUACUCUUCAGAGAGUUUACAUUUUUCAGAUAAAUGUCUACUACGUCUUGUGUAAACCAAGUGAUCUGAUCCUCUUUUAUUUUGUUUGUUUUCUUCCUCUCCCUUUUGAUUUUUUAUAUUAUCACUUGAGUUUGGUAUAGUAUAGUUGCUUUUUGCUCUUUGUGCCAUGAAACUGUGCAUUUAAUCAGAUCAUUUGUGAAUCAGCAAUUUAAAGAAGAAAAAACUUAUACUAUUUUGUAACAAAAAAAAAAGAAUAAUCAUUUAGUUUUUAGUUAUCAGCUGUCUCUUACAACAAACUGGGGCCUACAAACAUCAUGGAAAUAAAAAGUAAGAAAUUGUGUUUUCAAAAGGAGGAAUUAAAGAAAAUUAUCAUAUCUAAAUUGUUUUUAGCAUUACUUAGCGAUUUUAAUCGCUUUUGUUAUGUAGGUUUACAAAUUAUAAAAUGAAAAAAAAAUAGCAAAUGUUAACAAAUAACAAUUUAUAAAUAUUUGGUAUUUUUCUUGCAAUUGUUUAAUUUUGAAUAAAAUUGAAGGGUUGAGAAAGUAACUUUUCUUUGUGUCUUGUCAUUUUUCUGGAAGAAAUAAUGUGGAAAAAAGAUUUUUGAAGUAAAUUUGGUUAGUAAUUGGCAAGAUAGAAAUAUUUCUUUAUUUUUCUGUUGAUAUUUCUGUUUUUACUAAAGUUUCACAGCUUUGUUCAAUAUGUAUGCAUUUUGGCAUAUAAAAAUGUUCCUAUAUGAUACGAAAAACUUUUUAAUUUAAGGUUGUAAAAAGGUUUUAAAUGAAAAGUCUGAAACAUUAUGACUAUUAUGUUUGUAGAUUUUUUACGCUUUUUGGUUAAACUUGGUUUAUUACCAGCCCUGAUUUUAAGGUAUCCUGGAUUUAUGGGAGAAAAUUCUUUAUAAAUCAUUAAUUUAAUAUUAUAAAACCUGUGCAAAACUCUGUUAUAAAUUUUACUUGGAUUUAACUAUGAAUUUUUUUACAAGCUUCUGUAAAAUUAUUUUGUUGAAGUUUCAGAUGAAAGUAUUCUGCUCUUCAUGAAAAUUUCUUUUCACAGCAUGUUAAGAUAUCUGACUGGGUUCAACUUAAUUUUUUUUAAUACAGAAUUUAUUGAAAUUUAAAUUUAUUUUAGGUAAGCAGAGAUCCUAAAAUUAUAAAUCUAAAUAGAACUUAAAAAGAAAAAAAAAUUAUUUUUUAAAAUGAGAUAAAAACUAUACAAAUGUGAGCACAAAAACUAUAAUUUUUUAUGUUACACUAACAGCUCUACAACAAAUUAUAAUGCGUGUAUAUAAAAAUAACUCUUUUCGUCAAUCAAUAACCGAUUUUUGAACUAAAAUCUUUAAAAAAUUUCUAAUAUACAAUGAAAUAGAACUAGUUAUAUUGUUCAAUAUUGAAUUUUUAUAGAAAUUCUAACGUAAAAUACGAUAAAAAUAAUAAAUUCACACUUAGACCUUAACUUUUAGUUCAAAACAUAUCUAUCAUUACAUAAAAUCUGUGCAUACAAAGUUUCAAAGAAUUCUAUAUUCAACCUCUUUUUGCAACGUUUAUUGGCAUCAAGAAAUGUUCUCAAAAAUCAAUGUUUUUCUGACAAUGCAUUUAAAGUAUGUAAUUGCCAAAAAACAAUAAAAAUAAGGCAAAACAUUUUAUAUGGCUAAAAUGUUUAGAAAUCAUAACUCAUUUUCAAUUUAUAGAGAUUUAAAUAUUGAUAUAAAAGUUCAAAUAUAGACAAUAAUCAAAAUCGCUGGUUUUCACCCAGUCUGAUACCUUAAAAGAAAGUUUUAGUCCAAAAUGUUCGAAGUUGUAUGUAUCUUGUCAUGAAUCAGAAGAAAAUAGUUGAAUAAGAAGAAAUUGUGGAUGAUGACUCAUCGAAGAUAUUACUACAUACACACCAUUUAUAAAUUAUACCUUUUGUUGCUAUUGUUUAAGCAUUAUAUUCCUAAAAAAAAAAGUUUAUGAAUCAUAAGUCUGCACUAUUCAAUGCAGUGAUGCAUCAGUCCGAACGGACCAUCCAGAAAGACUUUGUCUCAAUCCCUAUGUUCUUGUUUUGCAUUAGUUUGACUGUGUUACUAAAAUUAUAAAAUACCGUGCAUUUUGUGGAAAGCAAUUUUAAUAUUUUGAAAACUUUUCUUUCUCUCAAAAUUUAUUGCUAUUAAAAUUUUGAAAGCUUGUUGUGAAUAAGCUUAUUAUAUUCAGAAUGAACAUGAAACUUACAUUUAUAAUAUGCUACAAAAAAAUGAUUUUCCCACAUUAAGAAAUUUGUAUGUGAGUAGGAAAAUUCCUUACAAUUUUACCCAUAGCUCUAAAUCUUGGAGGGAUAAAUCAAUGAAAUUUAUAGUACUUGAUAAAUAAUGUCAUUUACCUUAAUAAGCUCUGAUUUCAAAGCAAGUCUACCAAUUAAACAUUGUAUUUAAUUUAUAUAAAAACAUUUUUGAAAUAUUUAAAGGUUCUUGACCUUAAAAGUUGAUCUAUUAAUAAUAUCCAAAAUUCGAAGCGAGUCAUGUGUAAUAUUCACCUAGUACAAAAUUUAAACGUCCUAUUUCUUUUUUCGGUCUUGGUAGUUACCUUUGUAAAUUUGAUGCAAGAGUAAAUAAAGCUUUAAUAAAAUAUUGAUUAAAAGCAAUGUCUUAAAGUGUUUAGCAUGAAAAUAACAGAAUAAGGAAAACUUGAUCUAACUUUGGGUUAUCUUAUGUAAUAAAAGUCCUAAAAUUGUUCUCGUGUCAUGCGUCUUUUCAUAAUAUCCAUAUGAAAAAUAAGUUUUCAUAAAUAUUUUUCCUUUAUUCUAUAGACAGAAAUUAGAGAGAGAAAAAAAAAAAAAAUCUUAUUUAUUUUAUGUCUGCAAGUUAAUGGAGAACAUUCUGCUUUUAUGUUAGAAGCUUAUUUUUCAAACUGUUGGCCUUAGUUUAACUAAAGCCUAUAUUGUUAACUAAAGAGUUUAACUAGUUCUACUAAAGUGAAUUAGUCUCUCUUUAGUUGAAAAUAUUUAUAACUGCUUGAUUUAUAGUGCGAACUGAAACCACCAAGAUUUGUUUCAAUAAAAAAUUUUGAGAUAUUUUACUUAAACACAAAUACUUAUCCCCAAUUAUUUAUAAGUCCUUUAAGCAAAAUAGAUUAUUUUCUUUUUUUAAUAUUUUUUAUCUAGUCAUAGUUUACAAAGUAAUAUAAGUAUGCUUACUAUAAGCUUCUGUAGGUGUCAUGUUCUUUUCUGAAAAUAUCUAGAUUCUCUUUAUAAGGUAAUAGUUUUUGCUUGCUUGUUAGAGUACAUUCAUGAAACCUGUUAAUACACCUAUUUCACUUUUUCUAAUUUGUCUGUAACUUUAUAUAGUAAUAAGUGAAAGUUGUAUGAAUUUUUUUAAAGUAUGUAUGUUUGUGACUCUGAGUUGGGGCAUCCACAUGUUUAUAACAUUGUUGAGAGAUACUUUUCUUUUUCUACUUUGAGAGUAUGUAUGUGUAACAUUUAUAUGGACCUGCGUCUAUGAAUAAAGAUGUUGACAUUUGUUGUA
Messenger RNA from Parasteatoda tepidariorum (common house spider), 8716 nucleotides. Lineage: Eukaryota; Metazoa; Arthropoda; Arachnida; Araneae; Theridiidae. The record is from RefSeq and is a predicted model, not a curated record.